This is a messenger RNA of Melanotaenia boesemani (Boeseman's rainbowfish), 6912 nucleotides long. RefSeq names its product zinc finger CCCH-type containing 4 (gene zc3h4). Gene Ontology annotation, cellular component: nucleus. The transcript has 14 exons. NCBI's taxonomy places the organism in Eukaryota, Metazoa, Chordata, Actinopteri, Atheriniformes, Melanotaeniidae. The record is from RefSeq and is a predicted model, not a curated record. Bases 480 to 4604 code for a protein of 1374 amino acids. Gene Ontology annotation, biological process: negative regulation of DNA-templated transcription. Gene Ontology annotation, molecular function: RNA binding; metal ion binding.
AUUAAAUUAUUACAACCUUUAAAUAAUCUUUAAAAAUAAAAAAACAGUCAUCUUUCCGUUUGCCGUGCGAAAUGGCUACCGCUAAUUGAACUACGCAGUAUUCUCGGGUGACUAAACCCACUCUUAAAUACAAUUCUGAAAACGCAAAAUUUGGUUAUGUAAAUUAUUUUAAUAUUAUUCUAUACAAUUUCUAAUUAUUUUCUAAUAUUUCAUUUUACGACUCAUCGAUUGAUGGAUGUUUGUCUAACAUGCCCUUUUUAUUCACAGCCGUGCCCACACUGACUCGUCCCAGAUAUCCACAUAAGCCCCCCAGUGUUUAAAAACGUAUGCAAAGCAUCCCAAAAGUGUUUCAAGUCAAACACAAAGUUCCCUUUUCCAAAGUGCCCAACUAGAAAAUUAGCUUUUCCUAGUUGGCCCCACUUUCACGUCCCACAAACCCCAAUAGUCCCCUCUGAAAGGUUAGGGAAUUUAUUUUCUUUAUGGUUUUCAGUGCAAAAUGUGAAGAAAACCUGUCACAGCCAGAAGAUGGAGAACUGGAGGAGGGUGAGCUGGAAGAUGAUGGGGGAGAUGUAGAGGAGGAAGAAGUGGUUGGAGCUGUGUCCACAGCAGCGGGGCAAGGUGGAGACGGUUGUGAUGAAGCAGGUGGAGGAGGUGAAGCAGGAGGAGAAGGAGCAACGGAAAGGCCCCGGCAAAGCAGGGAGCGCCAUGCCAGCAGCGACUCAGAUGAUGAAAGAUCCCACCGUCGCAAGAGGAAACGGAAGAAAGAAAGGGAGCGGGAAAGGGAAAAGAGGAGGUCGAAGAAGAAACGCAGAUCAAAACAUAAACGCCAUGCAUCCUCUGAUGAUGAUCACUCAGACUACAGUGAUGAAUCUGACUACAGUCCUAGUGAGAAGAGGAAGUAUAGAGAAUACAGUCCACAGUACCCCCCUUCUUCUCAUGGGGGCUACAGCGGUUCAAAGAAAGGUGGGUACAUGAAGAUGGAUAAACAGGGCUAUGGAGGCUACAAUGAUUAUGAUGAGGACAACUAUGAAGGUGAGGAAGACGAAGACAUGGGGGAUGACGACUAUGACGACUUCACAAAGGAGCUUAACCAGUACCGCAAGGCCAAGGAAGGAGGAGGUGGCCGCGGUGGACGAGGGGGCAGAGGUCGCAUGAAGAGCCUGAGAGGCCGUGGAGGAAUGAGGGGAGGGAGGAGGGGAAGAGGAGGAGGCAGGGGACGAGGAGGCCGAAUUGGAGGGGGAAAGAUGGGUGGGGACAACGAUGAUGGAGAUGGCUACGGAGAUGACAUGGAGUACGGAGAUGAUGACUAUGACAACAUGGGGGAUGAUGACUACGAUGACUACUCAAAAGAACUGAAUCAGUACAAAAAGUCCAAAGACAGAGGCAGAGGGGGUAAAGGAGGCCGGGGGCGAGGCAGAGGCAAAGGAGGACGGGGUAUGAUCAGAGGAGGAAAAGGUCGAAACAGAGGCAGAGGAAGAGGCGAUAUGGGGAAUGAUAACGACAACAACGGAGACAUAGACAACGGGGAUGGAGGUGGAGGUGAUGGACCUGGAGUAGGGAGGAGGAAUCAGAAUGAAAAGCACCAGGAUAAGAAAGGAAAGGCCAUUUGCAAGUACUACAUCGAGGGGAGAUGCACUUGGGGGGACCACUGCAACUUUAGCCACGACAUCGAGCUACCGAAGAAGAAGGAGCUGUGCAAAUUCUACAUCACUGGAUUCUGUGCCAGGGCUGACCAUUGCCCUUACAUGCAUGGUGAAUUUCCUUGUAAGCUGUUCCACACCACAGGGAAUUGUGUAAAUGGAGAUGAGUGUAUGUUCUCUCAUGAAGACCUCAAUGACGACACUCGGGAGCUGCUCAACAAGAUGCUUGCAGAGGAUGCAGAGGCGGGAGCUGAGGAUGAGAAGGAAGUAGAAGAAUUGAAGAAGCAGGGGAUCAACCCUCUUCCUAAACCCCCACCUGGAGUUGGCCUCCUCCCUACUCCUCCUCGGCCUGUUCCGAUGGACACCAACACAGGGCCUGGAGAUUUUGGUGGGCCACCAGUUAGUGACUUUGGGGGUCUUCCUGGACCUAAUCAGGUUCCUAUUGUGGGCAAAGGUCCUUCAGUUCCAGUGCCUGUCCCUGGGCCUAACCUCAAUGUGGGUCCACCUCUCCACUGUCCCGAUGGAAGUCCCUUCCAAGGAGGGCCACCCCCAAAUCCCAGUGGCCCCCCUCCUCACAUGGGUCCCCCACCACCAGGUGGUGGAGGUGGAGGCUGCAAGAAGAUUCCUUCAUUGUUUGAGAUUAAAGUCCAGCCAACAGGGCAGCUGGCUCAGAAGCUAGCUGUUAGAAGCCAGACCCCCAGUGGCAACCAGGCUCAAACUGCAGCUCCUGGACCCCAAGGGCCCCCGGGUGCCAUCCCAACCCGCUUUCCUGCCCCUCCAGGCAUGAUGUCCCCUGAUAUGCAGAACAUGGGCCCCAAUCUUGGCAUGAACCAGGGACCCCCCAGCAUGGGGCCUGGUGGGCCACCCAUGAUGGGAGGAUUUGGGUCAGGUGAUGGUCCUCCACAUGGAGGUGCAAUCCCCCCAGGUCCUUCUCAGGGUGGAGGAAACUUCUUCAACAACUUCUUCGGUCAGCAGGAGGGUAUGAAGAUGGAGGGAGUGGUGCAAGAAGGUGACAACUACCAGGGUUUUACUGACAUGGAUGACAGAGGAGGGACAGGAAAAUUUAUCAGUCAGUCAAGUAGCCAGGAAGGCUCUGCUAAUGGAGCCUCAGCCAAUCAGGGCGGGAUCUCUGUACCUGAUUUUCUGCCUCCAGCACAACGAGUCCUAUUUAUGAGAAUCCAGCAGAAGCAGCAGGAGGAAGAGGAAAGAGCUCGCAGGAUGGCAGAGGGAGGAGGCGAGAAGAGUAAAGAUGCUGAAGGUGACUCAGGGAACUGGUACUCCAGCGAGGAUGAGGACGGCGGUGGGAGCGUGACUUCCAUUUUGAAGACACUCCGUCAACAGACCCAGGCUCCCCAAAAAUCUGAUGGCCUUCCCAGCGACCCUCGUCUCCAAAAGACUUCUGCCGCCAACCCUUCGGCUCGUCCAGCUGACCCUCGCUUGAUCCGUGAUCCACGUCUGGCACGUGCCACUGAGUCAGCCCAAAUUUCCGACCCCACUCACCCAGCAGCCCCGUCUUCCUCUGGACCACCUGCAGACCCGAGGUUAGCCAGGAUAGCUGCUGCUGCUUCUGCAGUAUCCACCUCACACUCACCUCCUGCUUCUAAGCAAGAACCUCUUCUGGUUUACAAGCCCCCACCACUGACAGCCCCUGCUGCCGAUGAAGAGGAGACAGAGCGAGUUCUGAGGGACAAGCCUGUGCCGAUUCCUCUGGACCCGCUCAUGGGUAUGGCUCUGAGAGACCCCCGCUCCCAGCUACAGCAGUUCAGCCACAUCAAGAAGGAUAUAAUUCUUCACAUGCCAGCAUUUUCAAAAACUGUCACUUGGUCACCUGAAGAUCUUCUUCCGCUUCCUGUCCCUAAGCAGGACCUCCUCCCUCUCCCACCGGGCAUCCCACCAGUGUCCUCCAUAGAUCCACGUUUGUCUCGAGCUCAGCAACAGCUCCAGACAUCAUUGCCUCACUCACAACCUUCUCCCGUACAGCCCCCUCCCUCCAUGGACCCGCCUGCUUCCUCCUCAUCAUCCUCCUCCUCUUCUUCCCUCCCAGACUUUGAGCUGCUGUCACGUAUCUUGAAGACUGUUAACUCCAGUCCAUCCCAAACUCCAUCCCCUCCUCUUGUCACCAACCCCCCUGCCUCUAUGCCACUUUUAGGUCAAUCUCCCCCCAUGUCUUCUGCACCUACAGACAAGCCUGUUGACCCCCGUAUAGCUCGUAAAACUCCAUCUGACCCCCGUCUCCAACCACAGAAGUCAGCACUGAAGCAGCCAUCAGAACCUGUGCCUCCACCUCUUCCCACUACAUCUCCACCAACAUCAUCUUGUUCCUCCCCUCCUACUAUUGCCCCUUAUGACCCAAGACUGCUCUCCUCAGGUGGGGCAGGGCGCAGUAUAGGUGCUGGUGCACCAGGGGGAGCUAGUGUUCUGAGCAACAUUAGUCUGUAUGACCCUCGGACUAAUAAACCUGGUAGCCCUGGUACCAGCAGUGGCUCUAACAACUCCCCAAACUCAGCCAGCACAGAGUCCAAACCUAGUGACCCAUCAACGAUUAAACCCAAGUCUAAAGAGCCCCUGUUUGUUAGAAAGUCUGCAUUGGACCAACCAGAACCAGAGAAAAGUGGAGAGCAAGGGACUGACCGAUAUAACAGCUACAACCGACCUCGGCCUAAGCCUGCACCUUCACCAAACUCCACUGCCCAGGGGGGCGCUGCUGCAGCUGGGGUAGCUGCAGCUGGAGGGCAGGGUGCUCCAGGAGCUGCUGCAGACCAGGGUCCUGCAGGUGUCCACAACCUGCCAGUGUCUUCUCUGUUUGGUGUCGUUAAGCAGGCUGCUAAGCCUGGUGGGACAAGUAGCCCUUUUGGAGGAAACAGCCCAGCGCAGUCUGACCAAGCAGCCACUGAUCUGGAUAACGCCUCACUGAAGGACGUUUUCAAAGGUUUUGAUCCGACAGCUUCACCCUUCUGUCAGUGACCUACCCUGAACCCGCAAAGUUCCUGAUAUGGUGGGGUUGUUUUAAGAUUUACUGAAAGUAUCAUUCGAACGGACAGAAGAUUGCACUGAGGCAAAUGCCUGUAAGACCAGUUACCACAAACCUUUGUGAUCCAAUAAUCAUAUUUCAUGGAUACACGCUGUACCACAGUGUUGUGGAUUCAGACUGUGUAAGAGACUCUUGGGUAAUGGGAAAGGUUUAAAUUUAGAUCUCUAUUUUAAACAAACUUAUUGAUGUAUAAAAAGAUGUAUUCUCCUGUCUCAGACAUCAACAGAAACACAUUUAUAUGGAAUGAAAAUUUUAGCUUCACAUAUUUUUGUUCUUCCUUUUAGCUCCACAGCUCAUUUUUUGAAAAUCUUCUCAUCUUUGUUACUGUUGCACUCGUGUAAAUGAGGGUGGUGUCUAACAUUGGCAGUACUCAUGGCAACAAAUAAUAGGAUGUGACUCUUCUUUUUCCUUUUUUUCCCAGUUCUUCACACCAAAAUAUUGAUUAUUUGUGAUGUUUAUGUAAAUAAACAAACAGCACUGAGGCAAAUGUGAUUAUCUGCCAGAAAGAAACUGCCUCAAUAUCAUUGCUUUUGCGUUCAGUGUUAAGCUUUCUGAAAUAAAAACAAAUUUUGUUUCUCUACAUGUCAUGUUUUGCGGAGAAAGUUGCAAAUAUCUAAACAUAAAUCUAUAUUCUGCUUGAUUUAUUUUUUUUAGUAUUUAUUUUUCUACUUCUUUGCACUGUCAGCUCGUAUUAUUUGAGGCUUGUAUUAAUAUUUUAAUGUGUGUAGCUCCCCCAGCUGUUCAUAUGCAGAUUCAUUUCAGGUAUUUAGCUCUUUCCCAGAACAGGUGAAUUUUCUGUGAUGAGACCUUUCAGUACUGCCUCUGUAACCACUACACCGCUACUGUUCCUUUGUCACAUAUUUACACAACGUUUGCCUUGAUCACUCUUGUUUCUACAUGGAGAGAAGACCUCCAAGUGAACACUUUGUUUUAUUGAUUUGUGACAAUGAAGAGCAUCUAGCUCACUGUGAUUUCUGUGGUUUUAAGAAAGAACAGUUUGCAGAUUUUGCUGCUCAGACUGAAGACAGGCGCAUCACAUCCCUCGCCGGUGAUAGAUAUUAGUUGGUCAUGGUAUCAGUAAUGUUGCAGAGAUGUUUGUUUUUAUUUUCUCUGCUGCCUAAAAGUCUGUCCUGUUUUUAGGCAACCUUGGUUGGUUUGCUUAUUUGUUCUAAGUUAUUUUAACUGUUUUUUUGUUUAUACUAGAAAGUGAUCCGUCAGAGCUUCACUACAGAUAUGAGAGCAGGUAAAGGAAUAAAAGAAUUAGCUGCCUUGUGGUGUGAAUUGAUUUUUUUAAGGUGCUUUCUGGCCCUGUGACAAUCAUAAACUGCAUUUGGACCUAUGUUUUAGUUAUUUUUGUUCUUGCACUGAUAUGUGCAGGUUCCCCCUGAAUUGUCAGUCUGCGCUAAGAGCACCACAUUGAUUAAAUUUCAGUAUUUGAAAGAAAAUCUGAACAGAAACCAAAAGUGGAAAUCUGUAUCAGACUUGCAGAAGUCCAAACUUGAUGAUAUAAAUGUUAAUCUUAGUCUCAGUAAUUCUCAGGAUAUCCAGCACCUCCACUCCCAGUUUCUGCCACAGACUGAUGACUUCAGGGAUAAGUUCAGCGUCUGACUCAUUUAAAGAAAAACCAUGAUUCACAUUUUCACAGACAAAGUAGUGGUUUUAUUCCCCGGCUUGUUCUAAAAUCUGUAAAUGUGAGGUCACCGUGGAGGUUAAGGAAGUUUUGGACCUCCGAAAGGUUAAGAUUGUACAGCAGCUCUCAGGAUCAUUGUCCAUGUCUUGUGUAUAAAUGUUGAUAAUUUUAAUUUAUUUCUUCUUUUUUUAUAUAUAUACUUUCUCACUUAUUUUUUUAACUGGUCAUGAUGUUUGUGAGGAGUUUGUGGUAAUUACUCACCUCAGUGGAUGCAGGCAGUCUAACAUUGUGAGGAGAGAUGCUGAUUUCUUCAUUGGGUUUAAUGUAUCAAGAUUUGGACUAAUAAUAAUAAUAAAAAUUAACUUUUGGCUAUUCUCUGUCCACCCAGUUAAAGGUGCGUCAGGAAGCUGAACUCCAGAUCAGGCAAGUGUGAAAGUUGUUGAUUUGUACUUUUGUUUAUGGCUUUAUUGUUUUCUCACUUUGUAAAUUUGACCAGUAUAUUUUCUUUCAUGGGGGAGUUUUCUAAUUCUACACUGUUGGUGAGGUUGUAUGUAUUUAAAAUAAAGUUGAAUACGUGAUCAACCAGAUAAACGUUGUUUUCUGUUUUUUUA